AUGGGAAACCAUCAGAGCUCCGGAAACUCGCGGGAAUCGUCGAGAUUUGUGCAUUGUUCGCAAUGUAGAUGGGCGCGAGGUGGGUGAGUUCUCCGAUUCAUUCAAUCGAACAGUGUUUUGUGAAAAAAAGGAAACCGAAAAGCCGGCCGGUUUUUUUUUGCUGUCGGCUGGAGGGAUGACCGUUUGAGGCUUACCAAUGCACUUGUAUACUAGUUUUAUGCGAUUUUUAUGUCAGUUUCCACUCAAAUGGUUGUGUUCUGCUUGACUUUGAGAGCUGAGAAUUUUAUUCAACUUCCUAUUUUGCAGAAGUUUGAAAAUCGCCCAUGUACUUCUUAUUCAAAAAGGGUGUGAAAUCGUCAGAGUAUAGCUUUACUUCAAAGUUUUGCAAGUUCUAAUAAAAAAAAAGCCGGUCGCUGAUUGAUUUUUAGACCUUUAGAAAAAUGUUUGCAGCUGCUUUUAAUUUGACGGACUGAAAUAGUUUGAAGUCUGAGUUUCAUUCGCAACUCUUGCUUAAGAUUCACCGGAAAAUCCACGUAUUCUCACUUUCUUCAGAAAACUUCGCUGUCCCAUAAAUUUUCUUUGACUCCCGUUGAAACCUACAAUAAAAACAACAACCGCGUCGUGGCGGCAGAAUCCCGACCGAAAAAGGGGAGGAAUAUGGCGCCCAAUUAUGAGGAACCCCAACCGAUUGGCCGUAAUUAUACCGCCCGCCGCCGCUUCCUUUUCCCAUCGACCUUGCUCUCGCUCUCCGAUUGGAUUGGCGCACCUCGUUCUUAUACGUUCACAUUUUAAACUUUUAUGAUGUCCGCGUUCACGUCUUCUCGUUGAUCAUAUUUCCGGGUUUCCCUUUACUUUUCUGUGCGUUCCGAUCAGUUUUAUCCAGGUUAAGUGAUCAUUCCCUCUUGGGAAAUGUUAUAUCGAAUUUGGGAAAGAAAACGGUAGUUUUAUUCUUAGCAUUACCUAGAAGAAGCUGCUAUGUUCUCCAGAAAAGAUUUCAAUAUUCUACUAGAAUUCUGGAGGUUUGUUCAUGGUUUUCACCUUCAAAAGCUUUGUUCACAUCCAAAGAAAAUCCAGAAGAUUUCUAGAUGUUCUCUCAAGGUUAUGAAAACUUUCUAACUACUUGAAGUUUCCUGUACAUGGUUCUAGUGUCGUCUUCUUCUUCUUAUACUGUAGUCGCCCCACAUUUUGUCUUCUGAAGUGGUCUUCAUCUUUCUACUCUUCAUAUUCUGCCCCGUCAACGGUUACACACCUUUUUUGUCAUUUUUUGACGCCGUGUGUGACGAUUUGAAAGAAAAACGUUGUGGUGUGUUACAAAUAAUUUCCGACGCCUUUUUUCGGUUCUCUCUUCCUUUGUUUACGAUUCGGCGCCUCUUCUUCAUCUACGACGACUGCUUUCAUCAAGAAAAUUGAGCCAUUCCCAAUUUUAUGGUUUCUUUUUUGUGCUGGGCACAUUCGAGAAUGAAGAAGAAAUUUGGGAUUAAAAUGUAGUUGACGUUCUCUUUUGAAAGCUCGAGGUUUUUUCAAAUUGGCCGCUAAAAAUCUAAACUUCUCGUACCUGGUAGUCGUUUCGAGGCGAACUUUUCGAAGCACAUAUCUUAUGAUAUACCUAACGAAUACGGAAUUUUCACUAUUCUUCUUAGGCAUUCCAAAUCUACAAUAAUAGAAAGCUUCUACCAAUUCUUCUCUAUCUCCAUUGGCCCAUCAUCAAACUGUCUCCUUUCCUACUUCGACCACUGGUUUUCGCUGCCCUUCUUUGGUUCCUCUCAUUAGCCGUGUCGUAACCCGUUCCUCCUCUCGCGUUCACACUUUUUCUUCUGUACCCUACCCCCGCUUACCGAUGGCACGGACGGAACAAACGGUCAUUGGUCGUAAACCUCUUCUCGCCUUUCCUUCUCCCUCGCUUCCUCACACUCUCCGACCCAUCCGCCAUCGAAAUCCUUUGCUCAAACAUGCCGAACGGAAACGGAUUGUCAGGUUCACUCGACGAUGACUAUUACAUUUCUUCUCUUCUCUCGUCUCUCGUUUCCCAGACGGUGGCCUCUUCCGCAGCCAGAAAAAACGGCUGCGCAGUGCAGGUGCACAAGUGUAAUCCUUUCGUUCCGGCCGUGUUCUGCUCUUUCUCGACGUGUACGUCUGAGAACGUUUUCACGCCAGCGUUCAGUAGGACCAAAUUUUGCUUUGCAGGCUGAUUAAUAGCCAGAGAAGUGCCCAACUUUUGUAGUUUGUAGUCUAGAAGACCUGUUUUGCGUGAGAGCAGCAGCCAAAUACAGCAUCUGCAUACCGAAAUAGUCAUUGUACCACGCUCAAUUUUCGUUAAUUUAUGUUUUUGCGUUAUAGCAAACACGAAAACUGCUCUUUCUAGCCUUUCCUCGCUCAUUUACGACCUCUGUUUCCCAUCCUUUCGACCUGAUCUGACCGUGUCCAUCACCAAACACUCUGCGCCCAUCCCUAUCUAUCUGACUGUCUCAAUAUCUGUUUCUUCUCGUUUGCGUGUACUUGUUCUCGUGCCUCCGUCUCUAUCAAUUGUACACUAUUUUCCUUAUCACUGUCCUCAUCAUCAUCAUUAUUACGACCGUCAUGAAAUCAAAUCAGCAGAGAGAGACAAAAUCGAGACAGCAGCGGCGGCGACGAACCAUGCCCCGAAUUUUUUUCCGAUUUUUUCUUCUCUUUUCGCCUUCAUCUCACUUUUUGUCUCAUUGUAUUUGUUUCAAAUAAUUCCGAAUUGAUCACUUUGUCUGUAAUAGUUCCCCUAAAAUGUGCUGAUGCAUCAAACGUCUCUCGUCGCUCUCUUUAUGAGUCAGUUCUGCACUGAUACAAUCGUUUUGUUAUCAAUGUUUCGCCUUAGUAGCAUUGUCACACAUUCCAGAGUAAUCUUUCAAAAGAGAGCAGCUGAGAAAACAGGAAAUUCUUAUAAUUUUAAUUGUUUCCUUCGAAAUUGCCUCAAAUUAAUAACAUAGAAAAGUCUUUUACGUUUCCUUUGACUAAAAUAAUAACUUCUUUCGAAAACAAAAACUAGUCCUAAGAACAGUUAGCUUCACAACAUCCUCCACUCAAAAAUGUUAUCCUUCCUGAUAUCGAUAUCCCUUUCUUCUCUUCAAUUUUCGAUCUUUUCUGAUCUCGACGGGAUCCGUUAUGACAAGUUGUGUGCCGCCUGUUUUCUUCCUCGACGAUGCCAUAUAAGCAUAGGCAGAGGACGGCAAAAUGGAUUGAUAACCGAUCAGAAGGAAAGAGCGUUUAAGAUGAAGAGACAGAGAGGAAAGCGAAGGGAACAGGAAUGUUUCUCCCUUUUUCCCUUAACUUCCCUUUUUCCAAAGACGACACGAUUUCUUGUAUCCCUCUAUCUCUAGCUACCGUUUUUCUAUUGAAUGCUGUUAUUCUGAAACUGAUAUAUAAUUCAGCUUCCCGAUUUUUUGCAUGAAUAUUGAAGGACGAAACAACUAAGCCAAUAUUUGUUCUGGCGGCUAGGUUGUUGCCAGAGAGACAACCUGUGAUAACUUGUUAAAACGGGGUCGCCCGAUUCGAGUCGAGUAUUCUAAUCUAAUUACAAAUACUGUGUUUCCUCAAUCACUUCUUCAUUUUCCCUUUUUCUCAUCUCCUUCAUUUUGAAGGUCUAUGUCCCAACUGAAACUGCCUUUUCUAGCUGUCUGAAACGUGUUCGUAACUGUUUUUCGUCAAUUGACGAAGCUGUCCGCCUUUUGAAUUUUCAAGAAAUUUUUCAUCUUCAUUCCAAUGAAUGCUUGGCAAAUUGCCACACAACGCCAACCGUAAAAUUGAAAUAACUACAGCAAAGCUAACUAAGCACGUUAAUUUCUAGUUAGUUCUCCUGAGAAUUGACGAAAAAUGAGGAAGAAAGCCGGUCAUUUCGUUGCCUUAUUCCCAUAAUUAUACUCUCUUCGUUCGUUUUUGUUCUUUUCCACCGCCCAGCUUCUCCCCGUCUUCUCGUGGUCUUCUCCGUUUCGUUCCGCCACACCUUUUUGGUCAGAGUGUCCUCCCUUCGCCUUUUUCUAUUUUUCUUCUCACCCACACAAAUAACAACAAAUCGUACUCUUCGUCCCACCCUUUUGUUGAUAUUAUACUUCAACGUUUCCUCUUUUAUUUUCUGGGAGUUUCCUAGAAUCGUCGAUGGAAUUCCCGAUUCUUAAUUCACCGAUUCAAUUGACCCUUGGACGGGAAGCCAAUCGGGAAAAGGAAAAAGGAGACAAUAUGAGUAUAGAGCAAGGUCGUUGCACUGUCGGAAACUGUUUUACAUAAGGGUAAUAGUGGACGAAGGAAUUUUGGAUUUUCGAAGAGACUUUGGUGAAAACUGAAGUUGCUUGAUCCCAAACAUUGUCCAAAGAAAGAAGUGACCAUUCAUUUUUGAAUUAAUACAGUAACCUCAAUCUCCACAGCAUUCUCCCCUUUUCUCAGAAAAAUCGUUGCGUGCGGAAACUUGAACUUGAACCCUCUUCCCCACUGCAAACAUCGGAAAUACUCUAAUCGUUUGAAACAACCCUCUUCAUCCUAUACUCUUUUUUCUUGUUCCACAGAAAGCUGAACAGAAUCCGAAGCGAAAAGAAAAGAAAAUUCGUAAAUUCGUGGGAAAAAAUGAGGCUAAGUGGUUUGGAAAUGCCCGGGGAAUCCUGGAUUUGUUUGGAGUGUUUGUCUUUCUUGACAUUUUGUUCGUCUUCAGUCGCUUUUCUUUUUCAGUUGUUUUGAAAGAAAAUCCUUUUUUGGAAGCACUUUUACUCGAAUCUUUGUCGUAACGUAAUCGAGAAGAUCUACUCGAAGGCCCCGGUUUUUAUUUCAUUCUCGAAUUAUUUCCGAAACCGUACAAAAAGCGCCCUUCUUUGCCGCCUUCUCAUUUUUUGAUAAAAUCUCUCGAGAUGCGAUACGAUUAUUAUGUUCCAAUCGACGUCUUUCCGCCCAUCACUCGCCGACAAUUCGCAUUUUAAUUUCUUAAUUUCUCCUUCUCCGUUUCGAUCUACAAGUUAUUGUUUCUCUCUCUCUCUUUCACUCAUUUCUUUAUUUCUUCUCGGUCCCUCUCUCUCUCUCUCUCUCUCUCUCUCUCUCUUUUCCACCACUAUCCGAUUGUUUCCUUUCAUUGACGAAAAGCGUUUACCUGAUUCCCUCCUCCGCUUUCCAAUUGAGACUAAAGAGACAAUUAUCGCCUUCUCCUUGUUCUAGCGAGAAUUCUUUUCCGAAUCUGCCCUCUUGGUUCCAGUGCGUCCCCUCUUCUGUUUCUCGUUACAAGAUUUGCAUUCAGGAGAAGAUGACGGUGAAAAAGUCAAGAAUCUUGACUUUUUCAUUCAAGAAUCAGAAAUUGACGAUUAUCAUGUUGUUGUACGUCUUCAAAAUCUGUUAAUGUGGUCUGAAUUCUUUUCUACAGACCCAAUUUCCAUGAGAGCAGCUCCCAUUUUUUGUAGUUCGUAGGUUUUCAGACCCAAGUUUUGUGAGUGCAGCACCCAAAUCUGCCUACCAGUCCCAAGCGAACCUCGCAGGACGAAUCUUUGCUGUGAACAAUAAUUUCUAAAAAUUUCUCAAUUUUAAUUCGAAAACUUCUCAAACAUCACUUACACUCUUCCUAAUUUCGUUCUUCUUCCAGAUACAAAAUGGACUGGAUCUACUCGUGGAAGGACUCAAUUUUCUACGGCAUCUGCAGUUGCAGCGGCACGAACGCUUAUCACGAAAAAGACGCCCAUCACCACGAUCGGUAAAUCAACACAAAAACAUCCGAUUUUUACACAAUUUGUGUUGUUCCAGAAUCGACAUGCCACUACAACUCAAAGCCUACAGGUGUGUCCAUUUUUCAUGUUCUAUCUUUGAGUCUCUUCGAUCAGCUUGAAAGCUGACCGCCGUGUUUUUGAGCACAAGAGAAUCUCGUGUUUCGUUGUAAUAGAUAUAGACUGGGGGUAGCUGUCAAUCUCAGAAUGAGUCAAACAUGAGGAAGACAACUAAUUGUGACAAGUGGUCACUGAAUUUGCGAAAUUUGCGAGGAGUCUAAGCCCCGGAAGUGACUAGAUUUAACAAAAAUACCAGAAACAAAAGCAUUCUUCCAAGUUGCAUGGGUCAGAAGUAGUAUUCGGAUUACGAUAAUCUUUCGAUCUACUCGUCAUUCUCUGUUGUUUUCCAAAGAGCACAAUAAUCUCUGAGCAGAGCCUGGCACGAGCUUCACAUCACCUGCUUCAACGGCUUGCUUUCCUUUUAAUCCGCUGCUCAUUUCGUUAAUAUGUGUGUUUGGAGCUUUCUACUGCUCAACGCACAGCUCAUCUGUCCGAUUUCUCCCGUGCUUAAGCGCCAAAACGGAAAUCAGAUAGAAUCUGUUUCUAUGCAAAUCUGAUCGCGGCGAGCCAUAUUCUCGUUUUCCCCACACUCUCAUAAGCCGGAAAUUUGAUCUCAAUCUGUCGAAAAACGUUUUUUUUUCACGCGCGGGUCAAACACAACAUAUAACUUUCGUUUCGCUUUUUCUUUAAUGUUUUCCUUUCCAUUAUCGGUUUCGCUUCGUCCCGAAAAUGGGAGAAAAUGCGUGUUGGUACGAGUGUACUACUAGGAAUUGUUGUUUUAAGCUCCGCCCACCCGACCUUCGUUCGACACUACGACCCACUAGAAAGAAAGAGAGACACGCUUUUUCGGGUGCCACCCAUCAAACAGUCUGGUGGUGGUGGCGGCCAUUCAUCUCCCGAGGAACGGGGCGCCGCGCAAAAAGUGCCAUUAUAAGUGAUGGCACGCUCCGCCUCCAUCUUUCCAUUCCACUGGUUUCUCGGGUUUCCACACCUUAGUCGUGUUUUUUACUAUAGUUCGUGAGUAUUUUGCAGAAGUUGCUCCUAGCAUAAUCCCUGAAAGCCAAAAUAUUGAACCCAGUAACGUUAACUUUUCGGUAGACAAAAAACCUUUAAUGACCCUCCGGUGAUCUUUUUUUGCAGGUAAACACAAAGUGUGCCAUCAUCUCUUUUCUUUUCUCUAUUGGGACCCCGCCCCUGUCCGCCUUCAGUUAGUCAGUUAUCAUCUUUCUCUCUCAUUCUCUGUUUCCCACUAGUUACUCUUUUACACCCAUUUCUUCAUCUUUCCCCUACUUAUUCCCGUUUCCAACCAACCUACCUUCAAUCUAUUUCUUCUGUUCUUUUUCUCUUCUUCAUCUUUAGUAAUACCGUGCCGUCCGUCACAGCCGUCCGAUCAUCAUCAUCGUCAUUAUUCAGAAGAAAAGACGAAAAGAAGGCCGAAGACUUGUGUAUAUCCGAUCGGAAGCCGUGCCCACCACCACCACCACUACCAAUUAUUUUAUACUUUUGGUGCGCCGGCGGUAUUUUGACGGCUUUUCCUCAUUCGAAUUGAUCAUUUUUCUACUCUACCAUUUCCUGUCUAGAAAACCAUGUCUGGCAGCAAAAUUUCAAAUUUGAACGGAGUCUGCAUCAUCUCUAUCAAAGAUGAGCCUGAAGAGGUCAUCAAAACGCCGGGCUCUCCGUCGAUGGCUUCUCCCAUCAAAGGGAUAUUCAGACGGCAGAGCAGGCCAAUGAGAAAGUCGGCCAAAGCGCUCUUCCAGCAAUUUGGAGUGCACAAACCUCAUAUUUUGAAUCGGUAAGUUGGAAUUUGUCAAAUUAUCUGUUAUCCAUCCUUUGCUUUCGAUUUCUGCUCUUGUGCACGUCCUACGAGUUUUCCCCGCAUAGUUUGGCGAACCAAGUGGUCAGGUGUUCUCUAUUGUCUGUGAUUCUAACUCUUAUACACUCUUCCCUUGAUUUUCUUUCCAAUUUCUCUCGUGAACAAAUAGAUUUAGUACUGAUCCAGCGAGUAACCUUUGGCAAACACAGUUUUGUCAAAAACGAGAUGAAUCAUAGGGUCAACUGUUCGCCGACGUGUCAACUGUUUAUCAGUGGGUGUUAACUGGUUCCCGCGACUGAGAGAUCACGUCAUUUUGCUCCUGGAAAAAAGAGCGCAGUAGGAGCAGACUGAACUUGUGUUUGGACAAAUAAAGGGAACGAUUGGAGAACUUUGCUGUGUGUAGUCAAACUGUUCUUCUGGCUUCUUCUCGUUGACCUUACAAGAUUUAUCAUCAUCAUUUCAAACCCAUAAAAGUCAACUUUCUCGAAAGACAGAAACGGAAACAGUCCAUUAGGCCCCCUAAAAAAGGACUGUAAUAUUCCGUGGUUCUCUCCGCGUUUUUCUUUUCUUCCUUUCUCUUUUUCUUCGCUUUUCACUUCUGAAUCACUCUUAAUGAUGACCUAACCGAGAAGAUGAAGCCAGUCACGAAAAGGAGAACAGGAAUGUUGUCGUCCUCCGCCAAAUGACGAGAUUCUGAAGAUGCCGAGCGGAAAAGGGAAGAUGGAGUUAUCAAAGGUCUUAUGCGAUUAUAUUCGUCCUCUCUUCCUAGAUCAUAACUUUUAUGACGUGGAAGAAAACGAAUAAAAUCCAACAAGAGCUCGUAAAAUGGGAGAAGAAUUGUGUGUGAAUCGUCGAGCUUUUCCCCCUAUUUUAGUCGAAUUUAGCACCAAUGUUCAAGCUGAAAGUGGAAAAAAGAGAAUCCGCCAAAAAUAGCGCGCAAAAUAUGAGAUUAGUCGACUUCCCACACACUAAUUGCUCAAUUAGAGCACACAUUCCAAUCGGAUUAUCCAUCCUCCGCUUCCCCCUUCUGCCGUUGUGAUUCAUGCUCAUUUCUGACCACCACUCGCACGGACUCUUUGCACUGAUUGCCUCAACAAUAGCUCCGCGAGAGCUUUGCACAGCAACUUGUGCUCAUCCUUUUUCUCGAAUUUCAUUUCUUCGUCGUUUCCUUCUCGGCAUUCAUUUUUCAUUCAUUCCGAUUUUCGGUUUGUUCUCCGCCCUCUCUUUCUUUGACUGAUGCCGGCUGCUAAUCCGGUCUUUAACCUUGCCCAUUUCUCGUCCCAUCUUUCCUAAUCACCCAGUACUAAUUCCCCUCGUUUUUACUCCUUGCCCUACGUUUCUAGUAGUAGAAUGAAUGGCUUCGAGUAUUAGGAAGGAGAAGGAGAAGGGAGAAUGUCUGAAGGGUAAUAUGAUAUACCAUCCGCGUCAAAAUACCCUGAAAACAGGAAAUAUGACCGAAUUGGAAAGGCACAGGAAUUUAGAAAGAAACCGAUCUCUAAGUGGUGACUCAUGGCGACAGGUGUGGACACAGUUCGACAAUGCCAAUUUGAAAACCAAUUUGGAGAGAAGAAAAACCACUGGGUACGGUAGCACUCAAUGUUUUUCAAUUUUCGUCCUAGAUGACAACAAUGCUCUCUUAAGGUUCAUCACAAAAAAAGAGGCGAAAGAAGAUCAGUGUCACGCAAGGCUGAUUCGAAUUUCCUGUGAAAGCACACACGACACCACCACCCGAAAUUUUCUUCAUUAACACACAACACCGCACAAAUUUGUGCAUGUGUGCUCAAAAAGCAGAGUACCACCUCUUCUGCUUGCUCCUCCCCCUCCUCAUCUGAAUACUACACUGACCAACCGCAAUUUCGGGUCGAAAUGAGGGACUCAGGAGGGGACGGAAUAGAGUGUGAAGUGGUCGGCGCGACGACAAAUUGAUGGAUUUCCGCCCGACGCCGCUCUCUUGCACACAAGGCGACAGAAGCCAAAUGAAUGACAUUUCCCCGUGUGAACCUUCGCGGAUUUAUUGGAUUCUAGAGUCAGAAUGCUUAAGUUCCCAUUUUAUUAGGAUUUUCCAGGCAAAUUUUUGGUCAGAACGGAAUUAGAGAGCAAUACGGUAGACGAUACUUGGAAUUUCCUUUUUGGCAAUAUCAGUUCCAAAUCUCAUGAGAACAGCGCUCUCAAGUUGUAUAGUUUAAUAGAACCAAAUUACAUUUUCCGAAUACUUAGCGUUGAUGUUCUUAAAACUAUUAUUUUUAUUCAGCCGAGCUUACCUAAUUUCCAUAACAAUAGGUUAUGUCCUCCUCGUGCUCAUCUCCUCCCCCACAACAGACAGCAUCGUGGCGAGCAUGUCAUUUAGUGUUUCGCUUUCGAUCGUUCAAACCCGCCCGUACUUUUUUUCGCUGCUCCAUUUCCUGCCGCAUUCGCUCGUUCUUCAUCAUAUUCUCUCCCGCAUCCAUCCUUUCGUUGGCCGCCCAUUUUCUCUUUCCGCUCAUUUCGAUAGUAAUAAAUGAGGCAAAUCCCGGAAGACCUCGAGACGCAGAGUUGAAAACAGAUUGAAUCGUAAAGUAUCGCCUCCGGGAGCUUCAUCAUCGGUUCAAAAGUACGCGCCGGGAGAUACGGGAAGAGAUGGAGGAACAAAAGUGUUUUGUGUGUGUGUAUGCAUGUGCGUGAAAAUGUGUGCUCACCACAUUUUGAUAAGUGUGCGACAGAGGCUUCUCCCCUCCUUCUGGCGCCCUCCGACACCGUUUGAUGAUCAGAUGUUGGCGGGGGAGUUUGUGCUCCCGUUGAAUGAUCAACUCACAAUCUUCACCCAACACAUUUUGAUCUUUUCCGAAAAAGUUAGAUCUUGCGAUGAAUUUUGAAGGAAUUUUCUAGGUUCAAGAAAGUCUAGACCGAAACUGCUCGAGCUUUGUAAACUUUCAAAAACUUCUGAAUGUCAAGUCGGGAAACCGAAUUUUCCCAACCUUUUCCCACCCGAAAUUCUCGAGAUUUUCUUAAUUUCAGGUUUGUUCUAUUUAAAUUUUAGUUUCAGAAAAUCCCUCUCACCUGUAGAAUCAAAAGAAUUCUUUCCGAAUCACGUCUUCCGUUGUUCAGCCUCUACCCAAUUAGUUGCCUCAUUUCCGCAAGUCUACCCAUCCGUGCUGAUCUGAUCCAAUCCGUUUCAAGUAUAACUAAUCUUGCACUACGGUACACUUAUUAUUCCUCUGCAAAACAAAAACUUUCCCUCCUUAUCUCGUUCGUCCACCAACUUAUACAGAUCAGGUGACUAAUUAGUAAAGGGAAAACAGAAGAAUCCCUUCGGAAUUGUUUUAGGCCUGACUGAAUAAUUUAGUCUAACUUUUGAAUUUCCGGCCACAAUCGUAUUUCCGGAACAGAUUGAAAUCAAUAGGAAUCGUUGUGUCCUUCCGCCCCAUUUAUUUGUCCAAGUUCCAAAUUUACAAAUAAAUCGUUGCUGAACAGAGGAUUGCACCCCUCAUUUAUCUCCCAAAUAUACACACACACACACAAUAGCCAAUUCGACUUUAUUCAUAUUUUUAAAUUCUACUUUUUUGCAGACGAAACUCACUGAACGCCGACGGAUACUACCGAGAGUUGGAGAAAAUGCACGAGACGGCGGGCGGUGUGUUCACCACAGGAGUAUCGUACAAUGCACAAAAGGUAUCAAUUUGAAACCUAUUGUAAAGAUAAAGGUUUCACCUUUUAGAGCGAGGAUUUCCUGAGUCUAAUCGAGAAAAUGCAAGGCAAUCGACUCGACGACCAGAGAUGCGAAAUGCCAGAAAGGGUUCGCUACUUUUGUUCGUUCUAA
Molecule: messenger RNA, 11368 nt
Organism: Caenorhabditis sp. 36 PRJEB53466
Lineage: Eukaryota; Metazoa; Nematoda; Chromadorea; Rhabditida; Rhabditidae
Source: the annotation of a GenBank genome assembly